Molecule: messenger RNA, 1857 nt
Organism: Saimiri boliviensis boliviensis (Bolivian squirrel monkey)
Lineage: Eukaryota; Metazoa; Chordata; Mammalia; Primates; Cebidae
Gene: OXER1
Product: oxoeicosanoid receptor 1
Biological process (GO): G protein-coupled receptor signaling pathway
Cellular component (GO): plasma membrane
Molecular function (GO): G protein-coupled receptor activity
Source: RefSeq, a predicted model, not a curated record
UUCCUCCUCUACCAGGGGCACAACCCCCAGGCUGGGUUCAGAGGCCUCACGUGGUCACUCAGUCCCCCGGCAGACAGGGAGGGUGCAGGGUUUCCCCUUGGCCCGCAAACAGGAACAGAGUGUUUCUCAGUGGCUGUGAGAAUGCUGAUGAAAACCCCAGGAUAUUGUGUCACUGUGGUGGCCAGCUGAUAGUGACAGUCAUCCCUCUUUGCCCUGAGCACUACUGCAGGGGUAGAAGACUCCAGAACCUUUCUCAGGUCUGUGGCCCAUGCAGCCCAUGCAGCCCAUGGAGCUUCAUAACCUGAGCUCUCCCUCUCCCUCUCUCUCCUCCUUGGUUCUCCUUCCCUCCUUCCCUCCCUCACCCUCCCCAUCUUCCUCCGCCUUUACCACUGUCGGGGGGUCCUCUCGAGAGACUUGCCAUCCCACCUCUUCCCCAAUGGUGUCUGCUUUCCUGGCACCAAUCCUGGCCCUGGAAUUUGUCCUGGGCCUGGUGGGGAACAGCUUGGCCCUCUUCAUCUUCUGCGUCCACACACGGCCCUGGACCUCCAACACGGUGUUCUUGGUCAGCCUGGUGGCCGCUGACUUCCUCCUGAUCAGCAACCUGCCCCUCCGAGUGGACUACUACCUCCUCCAUGAGAUCUGGCGCUUUGGGGCCGCUGCCUGCAAAGUCAACCUCUUCAUGCUGUCCACCAACCGCACGGCCAGUGUCGUCUUCCUCACGGCCAUCGCGCUCAACCGCUACGUGAAGGUGGUGCAGCCCCACCAUGUGCUGAGCCGGGCUUCCGUGGGGACAGCUGCCCGGGUGGCCGGGGGACUCUGGGUGGGCAUCCUGCUCCUCAACGGGCACCUGCUCCUGAGCACCUUCUCAGGCCAUUCCUGCCUGAGCUACAAGGUGGGCACGAAGCCCUCAGCCUCGCUCCGCUGGCACCAGGCGCUGUACCUGCUGGAGUUCUUCCUGCCCCUGACACUCAUCCUCUUCGCCAUCGUGAGCAUUGGGCUUACCAUCCGGCGCCGUGGUCUGGGCAAGCAGGCGGGCCCACAGAGGGCCAUGCGCGUGCUGGCCGUAGUGGUGGCUGUCUACACCAUCUGCUUCCUGCCCAGCAUCAUCUUUGGCACAGCUUCCAUGGUGGCCUUCUGGCUGUCCGCCUGCCACUCCCUGAACCUCUGCUCACGGCUCUUCCACGGUUCCCUGGCCUUCACCUACCUCAACAGCGUCCUGGACCCUGUGCUCUACUGCUUCUCCAGCCCCAGCUUCCUCCACCAGAGCCGGGCCUUGCUGGGCCUCACUCGGGGGCAGCAGGGCCCCGUGAGCGAUGAGAGCUCCUACCAACCCUCCAGACGGUGGCGUCGCCAGGAGGCCUCUAGGAAGGCAGAGGCCACAGGGAAUCUGGAAGUGCAGGCCGAGGUGUCUCUGGAAAAGGAAGAUUCCUCCCAGGGCUGAGGGCCAGCCUCCCAGUGCUGCGAAGGUAGGGGCUGCUGCGCUCUGGCCUGGAGGGACAAGGCCGAAACAUGGUGCCUCAACCAAUCAGAAAAGGGAUGGUGGCAGACUCGGGGCCGGGCUGAAGCACUGGCAGAACUCAGGAGGGUGGCAGUGAGAGAAAGCUGCCUUGGCCUCUCAGUGUGUCCAGAAUGGUGUUCCCAGAAUGCAGGGAAGAGCAGAAUGCCAGGUGGAGACAGGCAGGGUGCUGUGGCCACACCAGCUCAGAUAGCGGCCUGCCCAGCUGCAGGGGCCGGAGGCCAAUCACUGUCACAGCAGAGUCGCCUUAGAAAUUGGACAGCUGCAUGUUCUGUGCUCUCAUUUGUCCCUUCUGAUAUUAAUAAACUUCCCUUUUAAAUAUAUUUAUUUGCAAGACCAAA